Mercenaria mercenaria is the source of this 2826-nucleotide messenger RNA. RefSeq names its product sulfotransferase 1B1-like. Gene Ontology annotation, cellular component: cytoplasm. The record is from RefSeq and is a predicted model, not a curated record. Gene Ontology annotation, biological process: sulfation. The transcript is spliced from 8 exons. Gene Ontology annotation, molecular function: sulfotransferase activity. Bases 1 to 1113 code for a protein of 370 amino acids. NCBI's taxonomy places the organism in Eukaryota, Metazoa, Mollusca, Bivalvia, Venerida, Veneridae.
AUGCUCAAUACCAACAUAGUGAAUAAUUAUUUUAAUGCCUUGGGGAGAAUCAUUACCAACCUAGGUGUCAGGCAAAGCGAAAUAUGGAACUGUGAUGAAACAGGCCUAAUCUUCGAGCAUUGUCCUGUGAGGUUUAUAACUGAACGUGGGACAUACUCUGUUGUGGGUAAAACUAGUCAGAAAUCGAGUAAUCUUACUAUUAUGGCUUGUGUAAACGGGGCCGGAACAGCAAUGCCCCGUCAGGGAAAACUGUCAGGUCGCUACAUGGCUUCAAAACCACAGACGCACCUGUCAGCACGAUAUGGGCGUGAAUCUCAACAACUUUUCGACAACGUUCCAAAUUACAAAUUCCGCAAUGACGAUCUUAUGCUUUGCACAUUUGCUAAGACAGGCACAAAGUGGGUAUUUGAAAUAAUCAUGAUGAUUUUAAACAGGUCUGCGAAGCGAAUAGACACGAACAAAGUUACAACAAUGCUCGAAUGUGUAACUGCUGAGGAGACAGAUCAACAACCAUCACCGAGAGUGGUGAAUUGUCAUUUCCCGCCAAGAUUUCUUCCUCUAGCCGGUAUAAAGGCAAAGCAGAUCAAGACAGUUUUAUGUUUACGGAAUCCGAAAGACACCGCUGUAUCGUUUUACAAUCAUAUGAAGGGUUUCAAAGCAUAUGAUUACGAUGGCAAAUGGGAAGACUGGUUGCCAGUGUAUCUGCAAGGAAAUUUGGAAUAUAUGAAGUACAGCGACUAUUUGUUAGAAUGGCAACGUGAAUUACUAAACGGCCCAGGUUUCCCUCUGCACAUCAUGUUCUAUGAAGAUUUGAAAAUGAAUGGGAGAGAAGAGCUGGAUAAGCUGCUAAAGUUUCUCGACAUACAGUUAGAUGAACAACUGAAAAAUGACAUCACUGAUAUGUGUGGUUUUAAGAAAAUGACAGAGGACAAAGCCGAAACGUAUGAGUACAGCAAACCAGGUUUCAAAUUCUUUCGUAAAGGUCAAGUUGGUGACUGGAGGAACUGGUUUACUGUUGCACAGAAUGAAAUGUUUGAUAAAAUCUGGGAAAAUGUUACAAAAGGCUUAGAAAUGUUUAAGUUCAAGUAUACUCACACUAAUGAUAAUGCUUGAUUUCGGUGAACAUUGAUUUAGCAUUGGUGCGCCUGGAAAGGCUCAGGACAAUACACAGUAAUCGCUGACACAUUAAUUUGAUCUAAUAUUACUCAGAAGUAAUUUAGCUGGGAUGUUCUGUAAAUGUCAAAGUUAUCGCAAUGUGAGAUAACUGUGCAAAUCACAAGGGUUUUCGUGGCAUCAAUGGUAAGAUACAGUCUGUUUUUGUGUAACUUUGCUUAUCUGACUCGGCGGACAGAGUUGACCCGCUAUUCAUAAUCAUAAUCUUCUCAAAUUUCCCACACAGUCAAAGACCUUCACCUAUCCGUCCUGCAAUGUCAUGCUUUCACGUGUACAACAUAACUACGGUUUUAUCCGCAUAAAGCUUCAGUAUGUAGCCGUGCAUCUAAGAAACAAUAUUAGCGAAGAAAACCUUAUAACUACAACGACUCACACAUAGAUACCACCGCUAUUUGCUUUAAAGACAUGUUCAUAUUGGAUGCUGUGUAAAAAUGAUUAGCCAGUUCGAGGAGUCUGAAUAUGUCAGCCACGGAUGCGACCGAUACCAACGUACUUCAUCAGCACAGGCGUUCAUACAAACCGGUUAAUAGUCAUCACUCUGCAUAUACUUUGCAUGUGACCUCGAAAAGGGUGUUCACGCCGGUUUAGCAGUUUUUGGUGGGCAAUGAUUUGAAAAUUGCAGAAUUAUGAUGGUACGACGACUGUUACACGCUGUCAAAAGACUACUAGUAUACGGUUUUAUUUUACACAAUUGAAUAAAACGUCCUAUAGUUCCAUGAAGUUUUGAAGAUGCCGUUCCUUUUAAGAUAAAUGACAAAUUAUUGUAAGUGCGACUGGCAUGCCCUCAACGCGUUUAAUCCCCCAGUUUCCUUUGUAUAGGUUACUGAACGUUCCAAUGUGGUGCACCAAUUUUCAACUUGUUUUUGUCCGUUUCGUAUUUUAUGUUAGGUAAAUUGUCUUGUUGUUGGUGGUGUUUCCUCCUUAUCCCAUCGCCGCCUGCAUUUACGCCCCGCUCCUUUUACUAUGAGUGAGGUGGUUAGAUCUCCACCAUAAUUUUGGCCACCGGUGUGCGUGUGUUCGCGUGUGUGUGUGCGGGCACAUGGGCUGCUAUGGUUUUUGGAGGUUGGAUUUUCUUGUUGAAUACUCACCCUGAAAAAGAACUGCAGUUUAUCUUACAACAACAGUUUUUAUGUUGCGUUCCUACUUUGCAUGCCGCUCUGGCUGUUUGGGGGUAGGUGUGCUUCAGGGAAAGCUAUCAUAACCUUUUGUUUUUUAACGAAGCGUUAUUGGACUUACUGGUCGUUUAAGACCUCAAACAAAACGGUAAAAAGAAUGGAAAUGAAAGACAAAAUAAAACUGCAAAUAUGAGAUACGAGUCAUUUUUAUUUGGCAUGAAAGACAUAGACAUGUUUAGUGUACAAAAAGGGCCAAUAUUAUUCAACGUUUUGUUACAUGUAUGUAUUUCAGAAGUAUUCUGGCAAAUUGUUUUUAUAUAUUUUCCCGCGAUUCUCUAUCGAGCAACAGCUACAAGAUUGUAUGGUAAUGCAGUUAAAGUAAGUGCUUGGAUUCCCUCCAUGGAGUAUUGUUCUCCGUCCACUUGUAUGAAUCUGAAUUUCUGGAGUAGAUUCGUGAAAAUAAGGAACAAUUCCAUCCUUGCCAGAGGCUCUCCAAUACAGAGGCGAGGUCCUUAAACAAAUUUGUAAAUCCGCAGAU